ACUACACAUUUUGUGCACAAGAAAGAGCUUAAGGCCGCUGCGCGAUACCAACAAAUCUUCCUGCUGCGCGGGGCUCUGGCUCCUCCCAAAAAACAAUUGUCUCAUGUUACUAUAGUCCAAAGUAGCAAAAAUGAACAAUGAUGACUUCCGAAGACUGCUGGCAACGCCCAGGGCGGAACGCUUUGGCGGGGAGACACCCGCAGCAGGCAAGUCUGGGCAGGCGCAGGCGCAGGCCAAAGCCAAACCCACGGGCGAGUACCGGCCCAAGCCCAAGCCGGGCUUCAAGAAGCCGACUGACAAGAAGAAGGAGGAUGAGGACGAGGACGGGCCCAAGUACAGGGACCGCGCGGAGGAGCGCCGCCGCGGCAAGAACAGCGACUACGAGGACGCGUCCGCGGUGCUGUCUGCUCUGGGGGGCAGCGGCGGCGGCGGCGGGGCGGGUGGCGGCGGGCCCCUGGGCCCCGACAUUGGCCAGGUGGAUCUGAGCAAGCUGUCGGAGGAGGAGACCAAGUACCUGGGAGGCGACAUGCGCUUCACCCAUCUGGUGAAGGGUCUGGACUACGCCCUGCUGCACAAGACGCGGUCGGAGAUCACCAAGAAGGGAGACAGCGACGAGGAGGAUGAGGAGCACGGCGAGGGGCACGGUGCGCGGAAGGAGGCGUCACGAGAAGCGGCGGCGCGGGCGGCCGCCAAGGCCAACGCAGCGGCGGGGCGCAAGGAGGAGGUCCGCUUUGUGACGCCGCUGGCUCGCUCCGUCUUCAGCACCCUGUUCGCGCCGCCGCGCGCCUCCAACGUGCGGGAGAUGUACGGCCCCCGCCGUACGGCCUUUGUGUACGACUUCGACAACGAGGACUCGCCCGACACCGACGUGCCCACCACACUGCGCCGGCCCAAGAGCGAGUGCCCGCAGGUGGCUGAGACGCUGUUUGCGGCGGUGGACAACGCGGUGUUGGAGCGCAUCGCCAAGAUCAUGAGCUAUGUGCGCACCACCGCGGACGGCAAGAAGCUCAAGAAGAAGGACCGCGACGCGCUGCUGGGCAUCAAGUCUGAGGCAGACGCCGCCGAGAAGGACCUCGCCGGCGUCUCGCCUGGCGCCCCGGCCUCGGCCGCGGCCGCGGAGCCCGCCAAGCCGGCCGCCCCCGUGGACGACGAUGAAGACAUAUUCGGAGACGCCGGCACCGACUACCAACCCACCACCAAGGGGGCGAAGGCCAAGGAUGCGGCGGCUCCACCGGGCGCCAGGCGGCCGGACGGCUCCUACUUUGACACCAAGGACACCAUGGACGACAUCGCGCUGCCCGGCACCCGUCUCAGGCGGCCGGGCGGCGGGGCGGACCAAGGCGCAGAUGGAGGCGGCGGCGGCGGCGGCGGCGGCGAUGAUGACAUGGACUUGGAGGAGGGCGAGGCGGCGCCGGCGCCGGCACCCGGGCCGCAGCCGCAGGGUUACGGCGGGCAGGCGCAGGUGGUGCAGGGGUACGAUGCGUACGGCAACCCGGUGUACGGCGGGCAGUACGGCGCAGGCGGCGCGUACGGGCAAGCGCCGCAGCAGGCCGCCAACGCCUACGGCACCGCAGAGGAGCCUCGCUGGAGGGCUAGCCGCACGCGAGACGCCAAGGUGAAGGCGGUGCUGGGCGAGGCUGACGGCGAGGACGACGCCUACGCCGAGUACUACCCCGGCAUGGCGGGCUACGCGGGCGCGCUGGCGGACAGCGACGACGAGGGCGACAAGGCCGGCACGGCUGACAUGGACUCCAAGACAGCCAACAAGAGCAAGACACGGGCUGACUUCACCACUGACGAGGAGUACACACGCUACAAGGAGUCGCGCGAGCACAACCCCAAGGCCGCCUACCAGUACGGAGUCAAGCGGGCGGACGGGCGCAAGAGCGGCAAGGAGCUGGAGAAGAGUGCCAUGGUUGAGGCCAAGCAGCGCGACCAGAAGCUGGACGGGCAGCUGCGCAAGAUCAAGGGCAUCAUGGAUGAGAAGGGGCUGGACCACGGCACAGCCUUCGACCGCAAGCCCAAGGAGGACCGCGAGCGCGGGGGCGGUGGAGGAGGGGGUGGGGGUGGCGGAGGCGAGACGCCGGCCCACGGCCGGAAGCGCCUGCGUAUCUAGGAGUGGGAGACUGAGGAUUGAGUAGUUGUACGGAAAGGAGGGGCGGUGUGAAGGAGUGCACUGGGUGAUGCGCUGGCGCCGUUGGGCUUGGGGCCGGGUGGCAGUGUCGGCAGCGAGUGUUGGGCAGGGAAGCGGCGGCAGGAACAUGUGUAGGACCCACGCGUCUGGGCAGUUGUAGUUGACUGCGACGGGCCUGUGGCGGGUGGAAGCCAGGCCGUUGUACGGUAUCAGGACAUGGACAGGACGUACAUGUCCGCCUUUGUAUGUUGUGCAUCGGGGCCAGGGGGGGGUACGAACUAAACCUCC
Chlamydomonas reinhardtii is the source of this 2422-nucleotide messenger RNA. RefSeq lists its product as uncharacterized. Gene Ontology annotation, biological process: mRNA splicing, via spliceosome. The transcript has 12 exons. NCBI's taxonomy places the organism in Eukaryota, Viridiplantae, Chlorophyta, Chlorophyceae, Chlamydomonadales, Chlamydomonadaceae. Gene Ontology annotation, cellular component: nucleus. The record is from RefSeq and is a predicted model, not a curated record. The coding region runs from base 131 to 2116 and encodes 661 amino acids.